Elephantulus edwardii (Cape elephant shrew) is the source of this 6918-nucleotide messenger RNA. It is a transcript of the gene AKAP6, whose product is annotated as A kinase (PRKA) anchor protein 6. Gene Ontology annotation, cellular component: sarcoplasmic reticulum; perinuclear region of cytoplasm. The transcript is spliced from 12 exons. The coding region runs from base 7 to 6918 and encodes 2303 amino acids. The record is from RefSeq and is a predicted model, not a curated record. Gene Ontology annotation, molecular function: protein kinase A binding; transmembrane transporter binding. Lineage: Eukaryota; Metazoa; Chordata; Mammalia; Macroscelidea; Macroscelididae.
UUCUCCAUGUUAACCAUGAGCGUGACACUUUCCCCUCUGAGGUCACAGGACCUGGAUCCCAUGGCUACUGAUGCUUCGCCUAUGGCCAUCAACCUGACACCCACUGUAGAGCAGGGCGAGGGAGAAGAGGUGAUGAAGGACAUGGAUUCUGACCAGCAGUAUGAAAAACCACCUCCACUCCACACGGGGGCUGACUGGAAAAUUGUCCUGCACUUACCAGAGAUUGAGACCUGGCUCCGGAUGACCUCAGAGAGGGUCCGAGACCUAACCUAUUCAGUCCAACAGGACUCAGACAGCAAACACGUGGAUGUGCAUCUAGUUCAGCUUAAGGACAUUUGUGAAGAUAUUUCUGAUCAUGUUGAGCAAAUCCAUGCCCUUCUGGAAACGGAGUUCUCCCUAAAGCUGCUAUCUUACUCAGUCAACGUGAUAGUGGACAUCCACGCAGUGCAGCUCCUCUGGCACCAGCUCCGAGUCUCGGUGCUGGUCCUACGGGAGCGCAUUCUACAAGGUCUGCAGGACGCCAAUGGGAACUACACCAGACAGACAGACAUUCUGCAAGCUUUCUCUGAGGAGACAAAGGAAGGCCGCCUUGAUUCUCUCACAGAAGUGGAUGACUCAGGACAGUUAACCAUCAAGUGCUCUCAAAAUUACUUAUCUCUGGAUUGUGGUAUUACUGCUUUUGAGCUGUCUGACUACAGUCCAAGUGAGGAUUUGCUUGGUGGCCUGGGUGACAUGACCUCUAACCAGGUCAAAACCAAACCAUUUGAGACUUGGAGCUACAGUGAGAUGGAAAAGGAAUUCCCUGAGCUUAUCCGAAGUGUUGGAUUACUUACAGUGGCCACUGACUCCAUCCCUCCCAGUUGCAAUGAAGAAGUCGGUGAGGAAGUAUCUCUUUUAACAGAUGACAAAGGUAGAUGUGAGAAAAACAACACUUCCGCAGCCAGUGAGCUUGCAGAUGAAACCCCAGGGACAUCAUCAUCAGGAGAACCUCUGACAAAUGCUAUUCAACCCUCUUCUGAAACCACAAAGCAAGAAUCCAGUUCUUCCAACCAUUAUGGUGCAAAGAACCAACAGCCUCUUCUUUGUGAAAAUACAACUCCCAAGCGAACCAUCAGAGACUGCUUUAAUUAUAACGAGGACUCUCCCACGCAGCCCACAUUGCCAAAGAGAGGGCUUUUCCUUAAAGAGGAGACUUUGAAGAAUGAUCAGAAAGAUAGUGGUAGAAAGAAGCAGCUGGUCGAUCUAAAGCCCGAGAUGAGCAGAAGCACGCCCUCCCUGGUAGACCCGCCAGACAGGUCCAAGCUCUGCCUGAUGUUACAAUCUUCCUACCCCAACAGUGCAUCAGCUGCCAGCCAGUCAUAUGAAUGUUUGUACAAGGUGGGUAUUGGGAAUCUUGAAAAUACAGUCAAAGCUCACAUUAAGGAAAUCUCUUCCAGCUUAGGAAGGCUCAAUGACUGUCGAAAAGCGAAGCCUCAAUUUAAAAAGUCUCAUGAGACCCCAGAGGUACUAUCUUCAUGCCAAACACCUAAAAGGGGAAGUGACUCAAGCAACAAGGCUGAAAACACUAGAAGCUUAGUUGUGCCAAAUGGAAUUCCUUCUUGCAUUUCCAAGGCCAAAGAGGAUCCAGAAACAGAUUCAGCUUCUGUGUCCUCGCUGGAACCACGUACUCAGAAAAGUUGGAAGACCAAAUUGCCAGUACAGUCAGAAACCUCUAGUUCACCACCUUGUACUCAAAGCAGUGAAUCUUCUGUUGGCUCAGAUUCCAACUUGUCUCCAUUACCCGUGCUUUCAAAGCCCCAAAGCAAGAAAAGUUCCUCCUCUUCCCCAAGUCAUGUUACCAGAAAUGGUCAGGUCGUGGAGGCCUGGUAUGGCUCUGAUGAAUAUCUAGCACUGCCCUCUCACCUUAAGCAGACAGAAGUGUUAGCUUUGAAGUUAGAAAACUUAACAAAGCUUCUGCCCCAUAAACCCAGAGGAGAAACCAUUCAGAAUAUUGAUGACUGGGAACUGUCUGAAAUGAACUCAGAUUCUGAGAUGUACCCAACUUACCAUGUCAAAAAGAAGCAUACAAGGCUGGGCAGGGUGUCGCCAAGCUCAUCCAGUGACAUAGCCUCUUCACUCGGGGAGAGCAUUGAAUCUGGACCUCUGAGUGACAUUCUUUCUGAUGAGGACUUUUGUCUGCCUCUGUCUGGUGUGAAAAAAUACAAAGAUGAGAAGUCAGAGCGAGCUUCAUCCUCAGAGAAGAAUGAAAGACAUGCUGCCACAAAAUCAGCUUUAAUUCAGAAACUGAUGCAAGAUAUUCAACACCAAGACAACUAUGAAGCCAUCUGGGGAAAAAUCGAGGGGUUUGUGAACAAGCUGGAUGAAUUCAUUCAGUGGCUAAACGAAGCCAUGGAGACCACUGAGAAUUGGACUCCACCCAAAGCAGAGACAGACAGCCUUAAACUGUACCUGGAGACGCACCUGAGUUUUAAGUUGAAUGUCGACAGUCAUUGUGCUCUCAAGGAAGCUGUGGAGGAGGAAGGACAGCAACUUCUCGAGCUUAUUGCAUCUCACAAAGCAGGACUGAAGGACAUGCUGCGGAUGAUUGCAAGUCAAUGGAAGGAGCUGCAGAGGCAAAUCAAACGGCAACACAGCUGGAUUCUCAGGGCCCUGGAUGCCAUCAAAGCCGAGAUACUGGCUACUGAUGUGUCUGUGGAGGAUGAGGAAGGGACUGGAAGCCCCAAGGCUGAGGUUCAGCUCUGCUACCUGGAAGCACAAAGAGAUGCUGUUGAGCAGAUGUCCCUCAAGCUAUACAGCGAGCAAUACACCAGCAGCAGCAAGAGAAAAGAAGAGUUUGCUGAUAUGUCAAAAGUUCAUUCUGUGGGAAGCAAUGGGCUUCUGGACUUUGAUUCAGAAUAUCAGGAGCUCUGGGAUUGGCUGAUUGACAUGGAGUCCCUUGUGAUGGACAGUCAUGACCUGAUGAUGUCAGAGGAGCAGCAGCAGCAUCUUUACAAGCGUUACAGUGUGGAAAUGUCCAUCAGGCACCCGAAAAAGACAGAGCUGCUUAGUAAGGUUGAAGCUUUGAAGAAAGGUGGCGUUUUACUACCAAAUGAUCUCCUUGAAAAAGUGGAUUCAAUUAAGGAAAAAUGGGAACUGCUUGGGAAAACCCUAGGAGAGAAGAUCCAGGACACAAUGGCAGGACACAGUGGGUCGGGACCACGUGACCUGCUCUCUCCUGAAAGCGGAAACCUGGUAAGGCAGCUGGAGGUCAGGAUCAAAGAACUGAAAGGUUGGCUAAGAGAUACCGAGCUUUUCAUCUUCAAUUCCUGCCUGAGACAAGAAAAAGAAGGAACAAUGAAUGCUGAGAAACAACUGCAAUACUUUAAGACAUUAUGUUCUGAAAUAAAGCAGCGGCGUCGAGGUGUGGCCUCUGUUCUGAGAUUAUGCCAGCAUCUUCUGGAUGACCGGGAGACCUGCAACCUCAACGCAGACCACCAGCCCAUGCAGCUGAUCAUUGUAAACCUGGAAAGGAGGUGGGAAGCCAUUGUCAUGCAAGCUGUUCAAUGGCAAACACGGCUACAAAAGAAGUUGGGAAAGGAGUCUGAGAUUUUGAAUGUGAUUGAUCCUGGCUUGAUGGACCUAAAUGGGACAAGUGAAGAUGCCCUGGAAUGGGAUGAAACCGACAUAAGUAAUAAAUUAAUUAGUUUCAAUGAAGAGUCAAAUGACCUUGAUCAAGAACACCAAUCUGCAUUACCUUCCUUAAACCUUGAGGAGACAGGAGGCGAGGACCCUGGAUAUGAAGAAGAACCAAGUGAUCUUGGGGGAUCUCCCUACACCUCAAGUAUCACUGCUCCCUCCAGCCCACAUAUUUACCAAGUGUACAGUCUUCAUAAUGUAGAACUCUAUGAGGACAACCACAUGCCGUUUCUGAAAAACCAUCCAAAAUUAACUAGUGCGACACAGCCUACUGUCUUGACUAAGAGUCUCAGUAAAGAUUCUUCAUUUUCAUCUACAAAAUCCCUGCCAGAUCUUUUAGGAGGGAGCAAUUUGGUGAAGCCCUGCCCAUGCCACAGAGGGGACAUGAGCCAGAAUUCAGGUAGCGAGAGUGGAAUCGUCAGUGAAGGAGACACUGAAACAACGACCAACUCUGAAAUGUGCUUGCUCAGUGCAGUGGAUGGGUCCCCAAGUAACCCUGACACUGACCAUCUGGACCUACAAAUGGGAGAUGCUGUUAACAUGGUGAAGCAGAAACUUAAAGAUGAGGAGGAACACAUUAAACUUCCAAAGAGCUCUCAGGCAUCCAUUUCACCAGCGAGUUGUGUAAAUGGAAAAGUUGGAGAUUUAAGCAGUGUUACCAAACAUACCCCUGAUUGUUUGAGAGAAGAAUUACAAGGAAAACAUGAUGUGUUUACGUUUUAUGAUUACUCAUACCUCCAAGGCUCAAAACUCAAAUUACCAAUGAUAAUGAAACAGUCACAAAGUGAAAAAGCACAUAUGGAAGAUUCUCUGCUCCAUGGUUUCUAUUUUGAUAAAAAGUCCUGCAAAUAUAAACAUCAGGGUACAGAGUUACAACCAGAUGCACCACCCCACGAAAGGCUUUUGGCAGGUGCAUCACAUGAACUGGGCCGCAAUUCAUAUAAAAGUGGCGAUGUAGAGAAGACAUUCACUGGCAUGCAGAAUGCCAAACAACUCUCUCUUUUAUCUCAUAGCUCAUCUAUAGAGUCACUUUCUCCAGGUGGUGAUUUAUUUGGCCUAGGCAUCUUUAAAAAUGGCAGUGACAGCCUCCAGCGAAGCACUUCUUUAGAAAGUUGGUUGACAUCCUAUAAAAGCAAUGAAGAUCUUUUUAGCUGUCACAGCUCUGGAGACAUAAGUGCAAGCAGUGGCUCAGUUGGUGAGCUGAGCAAAAGGACAUUAGAUCUUUUGAAUCGUUUAGAAAACAUUCAGAGUCCCUCAGAGCAAAAGAUAAAGCGAAGUGUUUCUGAUAUCACUCUCCAAAGCAGUUCCCAAAAGAUGUCCUUUACUGGUCAGCUGUCACUGGACAUAGCAUCUUCCAUCAAUGAAGACUCGCCAGCAUCUCUUACAGAACUUAGCAGUAGCGAUGAGCUCUCUAUUUGUUCAGAAGAUAUUGUUCUACACAAGAACAAGAUCCCAGAAUCAAAUGCCUCGUUCAGGAAGCGCCUCACUCAUUCCGUGGCUGAUGAAAGUGAUGUCAAUGUCAGCAUGAUCGUUAAUGUCUCUUGCACUUCUGCUUGCACUGAUGAUGAAGAUGACAGCGACCUCCUUUCAAGCUCUACACUCACUUUGACCGAAGAAGAGCUGUGCAUCAAAGAUGAGGAUGAUGACUCCAGUAUUGCAACAGAUGAGGAAAUUUAUGAAGACUGUAACUUGAUGUCAGGGCUGGACUAUAUAAAGAAUGAACUACAGACUUGGAUCAGGCCAAAGCUUUCCUUGACAAAAGAUAAGAGAAGAUGUAACCUCAGUGAUGAAAUAAAGAGCAAUAAAGAUAUAAGUAAUAGUGAGAUGACCAAUCCCUCUGAUACCUUGAACAUUGAAGCCCUUCUAAACGGAUCUAUAAAACAGCUCUCUGAAAAGAAUGGGAAUGGCAAGAAUGUAUCCCAGACCGACGAGUUAGGGACAAAGGGCGAAAAUACAAAGAACAUUUUCAAAGUUAAUAAAGAUCCGUAUAUGGCUGACAUGGAGAAUGGUAAUAUUGAGAGCGCUCCAGAAAAGCAAAAGGACAAACUGCAUAACUUUUCAAAGGUAUCAGAAAACCUUGGUUCAACUGGGAAAAAUAUUUCUGAGAAGGAACUUUGUAAGUGUAAGGCAUUUGUCAGUAACUUGGAUGAUUCAAAUAUUGAUGGAAAGGAAUUUGGUCCACAAACCAUUAGACAUCUCCCGAAGAAAUGUCAAAAUCACCACCAUUUAGAAAAUCAAAGUACUGUUUCUCUUUCCGCUGAGAAGUUGCACCCAGAACUCCCUUCAGAAACCAGAGUUAUCCAUAGACGAGACUCUGAUGAACUGAAAUCUUCAUCUAUUGAUACUCCAACUAUGGAUGGAAAAGCUGCUGGUUGCUGCCUGGCACUUGAAGAAAAUCAAACAGAGGAAAAUGCUGCUAUCAGCGAGAACAUUUCCUGUUGUAAUUGUGAGCCAGAUGUUUGCCAUCAAAAAGAUGCUGAAGAUUGCUCAGUACAUGACUUUGUUAAGGAAAUCAUUGACAUGGCUUCAACAGCCCUAAAAAGUAAAUCUCAACCUGAAAAUGAGGCCACUUCUCCUACUUCACUAACUCAAAUCAAGGAAAAAGUGUUAGAACAUUCUCACCGGCCCAUCCAGCUGAGAAAAGGGGACUUUUAUUCCUACUUAUCCCUCUCAUCACAUGACAGUGAUUGUGGGGAGGUCACCAAUUACAUAGAAGAGAAGAGCAACACUCCAUUGCCAUUGGACACUGCUGAUGCUGGGCUAGAUGACAAGGAAGACAUUGAAUGCUUCUUUGAGGCCUGUGUUGAGGAGGAUCCUGAUGGAGAGGAGCCCUGUUUCUCUAGUGCCCCUUCAAAUGAGCCCACAGUUCCAAAUGAAGGAAUGUCACUACAACAACUCCAAACCGCCGAUGCAGAUGUGUUGGCUCUUCCAAGUCCUCCAGCUCAGAAAAGAGCUGGUGUGGAAAAGGAAGUGGAUGGUCUUCCUCAAACUUCCAGUGAGGAAAUCUCCAAGUUAAGCACUCUCUCUUGGCUGGGCAGUGACAAGGAGAUUCCAGGAAACCCAGUUGAAUCUGGAAUACCAGAGUGCAAUGAUGCUUCAGCCAAAGCUACAGCUCCAAGCCUUUCCUUGAAGGCAAAGCAGCCAAAACAAAAAGCUGUAUCGCAUCCUAACCCCAAAACUCUAGCCUGUGAAGAAAAUGUUCUAAACUUUCAUGAAGAUCGACAAAGAAAUAUGCAUAGGUAG